AUGUCUAAUGCAAUUCGGAUUGCUGCGUGUCACGUCUCUCCCGUCUUCCUCUCCGCACGCCGAACAACAGAGAAGGCAGUCUCUCUCAUCCAACAAGCCGCCAAGCACAAAGCAAACCUCAUCGUCUUCCCCGAAACCUACAUCCCUGCGUUUCCCAUUUGGUCCGCUUUACGACCGCCGACGGAAAACCAUGAUCUCUUUAAACGAAUGGCUCUGGAGUCUGUCUACGUCGACGGCGAAGAGGUCAAUGCCAUUCGUUCCACGGCAAAGGAGUUGAACGUGAUGGUCAGCGUGGGUAUUUCUGAAAAGGUGCGGUACAGUAGUGCGACCUUGUUUAAUUCAAACAUCAUAAUUGGCAGCGAUGGCGAGAUUCUCAUCCACCACCGAAAACUCAUGCCAACCUUCUUCGAGAAGCUAACGUGGUCGCCUGGCGAUGGCUAUGGGCUCCGUGUCGCAGAGACGCGCUUCGGCAAAAUUGGCAACCUCAUCUGCGGCGAGAACACAAACCCACUUGCCAGAUACGCGCUCAUAUCCCAAGGAGAGCAGAUUCACAUCUCUACAUGGCCGGCGAUCUGGCCGACCAGGAUAUCGGGGUUCGAAGCCGCGCAGGCUGACAAGCCGAAAUUAAUUGCGUCCGGGGUUAAUACAGGUGGCGGAUCAAGCGUCGCCAAUGGCGCCAACUACGACAACGUCGCUGCCAACAGAACCCGGGCUGCAGCACAUUGUUUCGAGGCCAAAUGCUUUGGAGUUCUCUGCUCAGGGGUCCUCGGCGAGGAUGCCAUUGAGACAAUGGUGGCUGGAUCCAGCCAAGCAGAGGUUGUUAAGCGGUCCCUGGAGAACUCGCAGCGUGGAGCGACCAUGUUCCUCGAUCCUACUGGGACACUACUGCCGGGGUUCACCAUCGACAAGGCCACUGAGCAGAAACCGACGGGAUACUUACAGAGUGUAGAAGGAAUACUGUAUGCGGACCUAGACAAUGGGGACUGCAUUGAGGGAAAGCAAUAUCACGAUAUUGUGGGCGGCUAUCAGCGCCUAGAUGUUUUUGACCUCAAAAUUGACCGUAGACGUCGGUUGCCCGCAACCUUCACCAAAGAUAUCUCCUCAUCUUAG
Messenger RNA from Colletotrichum spaethianum, 1110 nucleotides. Its product is annotated as nitrilase. The transcript has a single exon. Lineage: Eukaryota; Fungi; Ascomycota; Sordariomycetes; Glomerellales; Glomerellaceae. Gene Ontology annotation, molecular function: catalytic activity. The coding region runs from base 1 to 1110 and encodes 369 amino acids. The record is from RefSeq and is a predicted model, not a curated record.